AUGCUGUCCCAACGAUUUGCGCGGGCCUCGACGGUCCGCGGCGCCGUCCAGGCCGCCCGACGAACCCCGAUUGUCCAGCAACGUACCUUCUUCCCUCCUCAGUUCAACGACCGCAAAGUUCUCGAGGAGAAGUACCCCGAGUACCCGACUCUGUCUGACGCAGAGGACCCCAACAUGAACGGCGGAUACAUCAACCCUCCCUUCAUCAAGAGACAGUUCCGCGAUCCCCACGGCGAUUGGUGGGACAAGCAGGAGCGCCGCAACUUUGGCGAGCCUGUCCACGAAGACCACGACUUGCUCGGCAUGUUCUCCCCUUUCGAGUACACCUGGACCACCACCGGCAAGGGCCUGGCCCAGAUCGGUGCCUUUAUCGUCGUCUUCCUCGGUGUCUGCGGUGUUGUCAAGGCCAGCUACCCCGACAAGGCUUCAUACCCGAGAGAAUUCCCCGACGGACUCGAGAGGGAGUUGGGAGGUGCUAGCGCUCUGCGGGCGGAGUGGGACGCAGACGCGACAGCUUUGCCGCCAAGAAUGGCAAGAACGCAAGAUACUGUGGGGGGUUUCGACAUGCGUUACGAUAAUUGGGACGUCCUGCUGUUCCCCAGCAGUGGAUCGGUGCCGCUGAAGGAGUUCAAGACAGACUGCUCCGUCAUUCCGGACCUUGCAUCAUCUCCGGGGUCUUUUGGCUUACCGGUUGUUCAUGGUUUCGUCCCCAGUCUUCCCCGCAACAUGCCGCUGACGGUUUCUAUCUUUUCUUGGACAAUCCCUUCUAUCAGCAACCCGAAUCAAAACGCCAAGAUUGUAGUCUUUGCGGCGAGGGUUUACAUCGAUGGAGAACUCGUCGCCGAGGACGUAUUCGACCAAGGUCGGCGGACGCCUCUUCCCAUCUCUCAAAGUCUCAAACCAAACAAACACGGUGACCGCGAUCUGAUCAGGUUCCCUGCAUUCAACGAGAAAUAUUUACGAGAAUACUCCUGGAAUCCUGCCGCAUCCCUUGGCCGCAUUCAAGUUAUCGUCACGGAAGCAGUCCAGCGUGACCCGACGACUCUUUCCUUGGACCACAUCAAAAAUAUCGCUGCAUUUUCUUUCUGCCACGCUCCACUCGAGACGCUCGAGGAAGCUGCCAUUGCCUGGCCGAACCGACGCAUGUGGGAGAGUGCCACGCCGGCACAUGACUUUCCCUCAGCAGUCUAUCCAACAGGCCACGAUCUAUCUUCUCAGCAAUGGCCUACAAGACCUGUGAGAGAUCAGCCUCAACAGCCUUUGUCUUCAACUCCAGCGCUCACGACUCUGCCAGUCUUCCAAAUAGAGGCGAGUCCGUCAGACCCGCUUCGUUCGACUGGAGAUUCCGUUCAGCGUGCCAUAGAAGGGUCCCAUGGUUGCGCUAUCCGUCGGAAUCCGUCACGCACUGGUGUUCUGUCGGCCUCAGUCAGCGCAGCGCAUCCAUCCCUCAUGCUUCAAGAUACCACCAAUCUAAUCGGCCACAACCCAGGGCCAUUAAAUCCUGUUCAUUGGGAUUACCCGGUUGGCGAAGCCCUUUAUGGCGACCUUAACCCAAGCAGUUUCUCCACCCAGAGCCAACAAAUACGUGGUGAAGCACCAUUGAGUUCAUUGGAGGCUUCAGACUCUACAACCGACAAGUUUGUCUCUUCCGUCCACGAUGCGAGGUCGCAGGCUGCCCCGGCCGCGAAGUGGAGCAUGUCAGUGCUUGGUCUGCCAGUCUCUCAUGGCAAUGGUCCUCAACCUCGACGGGAGCUCUACGCUCCAAUCCCCGCAACAGAGGUCAAGUCUCGCAAAGAGUGCCAGCCUCAGCACAACAUCUCGAAGCCAUUGGCAUCAAGAUUUCCCGAAUCAACAUCAGACCCGGAGCUGUUGAAAAGGGUGAAAGGUCGGGCGCUCUCGACCCUGAACACGCCUCAGGCCAGGUUCAUGUUGAUUGAUCCUGCCAACACCGCCAGGCGCGCUCCGUCGUUGGGCACGCUGGGCACGCCAUCGAAGAAGCGGUCUUCGGCGGCGAAGAGUAUCCGGCGAUCCGUAUCAUUUGGUCCAGUCGUCAGGGACAUUGAGAUUGAGCGGCCGCAACCUGGCAUAAAGCCGAGUCAGUGUAAACGCGACUUCACCCCUCUUGGUGUUGUAGAUGUUGUCGCCCAAUCUGACCAAGGCCAUUCCAGCCCCAUCCUUUGA
This is a messenger RNA of Colletotrichum tamarilloi, 2181 nucleotides long. Its product is annotated as NADH:ubiquinone oxidoreductase 20.1kD subunit. The coding region runs from base 1 to 2181 and encodes 726 amino acids. Gene Ontology annotation, cellular component: mitochondrion. The record is from RefSeq and is a predicted model, not a curated record. The transcript is spliced from 9 exons. Lineage: Eukaryota; Fungi; Ascomycota; Sordariomycetes; Glomerellales; Glomerellaceae.